This is a messenger RNA of Chiloscyllium plagiosum (whitespotted bambooshark), 2397 nucleotides long. RefSeq names its product T-box transcription factor 15 (gene tbx15). Gene Ontology annotation, molecular function: RNA polymerase II cis-regulatory region sequence-specific DNA binding; DNA-binding transcription factor activity, RNA polymerase II-specific. Gene Ontology annotation, biological process: cell fate specification; regulation of transcription by RNA polymerase II; positive regulation of DNA-templated transcription. NCBI's taxonomy places the organism in Eukaryota, Metazoa, Chordata, Chondrichthyes, Orectolobiformes, Hemiscylliidae. The record is from RefSeq and is a predicted model, not a curated record. Gene Ontology annotation, cellular component: nucleus; chromatin.
CGGGCGGGGGACGCUGGGGGAGACGGGGGAGGAUGACAGAGUAGAGGCAGAAAGUGGACUAAGUUCAAUGAGUGCUCUCACUCAGUCAGCACCAUGCUAACUGUGACUGUGAGAGAUGUGACCAGCGCUGGACUCCUGUUGUGCCUGUACGCCUGAAGUUCAAACUUUGCAAUCCUUCCCAGUUUGUUUCUGAAUUUGGAACCCGCCACUGAGCAUUACCGCCUGGGCUCCGGCCAUUUCAAGGAAAGUUUGCUAUUUGCUAGCUUUUGGACCAUUCUUAUUCGGGCGAUGAGUGAAAGGAGGCGAUCAGCAGCUGCCCUGAGUUCAAGGGCUCACGCCUUCUCGGUGGAAGCACUGAUCGGGACAAAUAAAAAGCGGAAAAUUCAGGAAUGGGGCGAGAAGACUAUGGAACUGAGUGUGGACAGUAUAAACCCGGACUCGGACCUUGCAGACACAGUGGAUUCAAGCCAGUGUAUGGAGAUCAACUCCGAGUCCCAGCUGAGCUCAGAUCAGGAACACAGCCCAGGAGCAGACGGUGAGAGUCCAACCCAACAUACUGCUUGUUCCUACAGCUCUCCUGCAGAACUCACUCCUAACUCCACCACAUCUCUUCCAACCUCCUCCAUGGAUGAGAUUCAGAUGGAAUUGCAAUGUGUUGAUCUUUGGAAAAGAUUUCAUGACAUUGGCACUGAAAUGAUUAUUACCAAAGCUGGAAGGCGAAUGUUCCCAGCAAUUAGAGUGAAAAUCACAGGGCUGGAUCCUCAUCAGCAAUACUAUAUAGCAAUGGAUAUCAUUCCUGUUGACAACAAGAGAUACCGAUAUGUUUAUCACAGUUCAAAGUGGAUGGUGGCUGGAAAUGCGGAUUCACCAGUGCCUCCUCGGGUCUACAUACAUCCAGAUUCUCUCGCUUCUGGUGACACAUGGAUGCGACAAGUCAUCAGCUUUGAUAAACUCAAACUUACAAACAAUGAGUUGGAUGAUCAAGGACAUAUAAUUCUUCAUUCCAUGCAUAAAUACCAGCCGCGGGUGCAUGUGAUCCGAAAGGACUUCAGCAGCGAGUUGUGUCCAACCAAGCCGGUGCCUGCAGGAGAGGGGGUAAAAACAUUCACUUUCCCGGAGACCGUCUUCACCACAGUUACAGCAUAUCAGAACCAGCAGAUUACAAGGCUGAAGAUCGACAGAAAUCCGUUUGCCAAAGGAUUCCGAGACUCUGGCAGAAACAGAACUGGCUUAGAGGCCAUUAUGGAGACAUAUGCCUUCUGGAGACCUCCUGUUCGGACCCUCACAUUUGAGGAUUUUACCAACAUGCAAAAGCAACAAGGAGGUAGUACUGGAACAUCACCAACAACUUCUAGCCCAGGAACUCCAUCCCCUUCAGCAUCUUCCCAUCUACUGUCUCCAUCCUGCUCCCCGCCUACUUUCCACCUGGCCCCCAACACUUUUAAUGUUGGCUGCAGGGAAAGUCAAUUCUGCAAUCUCAACCUCUCUGAAUAUCCAGCCUGUGCCCGAGGCAACAUGGCUACCCUGCAGAGUUAUCCAGCUCUAGCUGAGGGUGGAUAUAAUCGACUACAAGGUCCCAGUGCUUCUUCUCAACCACCGUCAGAAACGUUUGUUCCACAGAAGACAUCUUCACUAAUCUCUGCAGUACCCACCCCUUCUUCUCUGCAAGGCAACAACAAGAUGGAUGCUUACAGCAGUCAACUCCCACCAUUUACUGCUUCCCAGUUUCAGUACGUCAUGCAAACAGGAAGUCCUAAUUCUAACACCUCUUCAUCUCACAUGUUUAGUGGUAGUCAUGUCCAACAGAGUUCCUACAAUGCCUUCUCAUUACACAACCCAUAUAACCUUUAUGGUUACAACUUCUCUGCCUCCCCCAGACUGGCAGCCGGCCCUGAGAAACUUAAUGCCUCCCAAAGCACUUUACUCUGCUCCUCUUCUCCCAAUGGGGCCUUCAGCGAGAGACAGUUCUUGUCCACGGGAAUGGAUGGGAUGCAUAUGAUUGGCUCCACUCCUUCCCAGCAGCCUCAGAAUACUUGUGACACCAGACAAUAUGGGACUGUCCCAGGGAAUUCUUCUCAAAUGUCAGUGCAUAUGGUAUAAAAAGAAUAUUUAACAAAAAGUCUUUACCUGAGUUUGUCCAUACACACGUAGCACUAUGCACUAGUGGUUGAUGUCAAUACUAGCAGCAGUAAAAUUAUGUCUCCAAAGUGUAUUAAUAUUAAUCUUCCCAAUUUCAGUUAAAAUCCUACAAGGACCCAGAACAGAAUGGUCUUUGAAACUGUAAUGAUAUUGGGAGAAACAAGCCCUAAGUAAAACUAUAUUGAACACAGAAAAUGUAAAUGUAAUUGGGUAUCUAUCAUUGUCUAGAAUGUGAUAUAUUUACCCUGUUACACAACA